AUGGACGACCCAAAUCGCAUUUGUCUCACUCCUGACGCCUACACAGUCGGCUGGGUUUGUGUUCUGGCCUCCGAGCAAUAUGCCGCCAGGGCUCUCCUAGACGAACUACACGCCCCUCCACCUACUCCUCGCGAUGAAAAUGCAUACAUUGUCGGCCGCAUGGGGAAGCACAACGUCGUCAUUACUAGGCCUAUUGGCCAAGGAAAAGUCAAUGCUGCUGACGCCGCGGUGAACAUGACUCGCACAUUUCCCCAGAUCCGGUUUGGGUUGCUGGUAGGUGUUGGUGGGGGCGCCACAGACUCGCCCGACCCCUACGUUGGGAAAAGAGAUAUUCGGCUUGGGGAUGUUGUUGUCAGCAAGCCUCAGGGCGAGCAUGGCGGCAUUGUGCAGUACGAUACUGGUAAAAGGUACCCUGAAGGAUAUAAAAUUAUCUCACACCUGGACAAACCAAAAUCUGCUUUGAUCGUGGCGGCAAAUGUGCUCCAAUCACAUCAUCAAUUCAAGGAGGGACACAUGAAAAAGUAUAUACAGGAUGCGACCUUGAAGCUCCGGGAUCUGGGUAUGCCAUAUUUUGGCUUUCCGGGUCGCGAGCAUGACCUGCUGUUCCGGAGGGAGUAUCGCCAUCCUGAGGAAGGCGAGGACUGCAGCAACUGUGACAGAACACAAAUAGUGGAUCGGGACCCGCGACCUGACGAUGGUCCCUCCAUCCAUUAUGGGCUCAUUGCAUCUGCAGACCUCACUAUGCAAGACCCAAAGUUUCGGGAUGCGCUUCGCAAGUCCGAAAAAGUACUGUGUUUCGAGAAGGAAGCGGCGGGCCUGAUGGAUCGCUUCCCAUGCAUCGCCAUCCGAGGCAUUUCGGACUAUGCAGACACUCAUAAGUGUAAGAAAUGGCAGCCAUAUGCUGCUGUAGCUGCUGCGGCUUAUGCAAAGGAUCUAUUGGCAGUCAUUCAGCCCCAUGAUAUCGCCAGGGAUAGAGCGGCGGCGCAAGUUCUUGAACAAUUCACGCAUGACCUGAAUGAAGUAAGGGAAAAGUUUAAUAAGAUGAGCACAGCAAUGGAUACCAAAUACCGCCAUGAAAUUAUGGGUUGGCUGUCUACGUUGGAUUUCAAAACCGAGCAGGAAGAUCUGCUUAGCAGAUCCGUAUUCAUAGGAAAGUGGCUGCUUAAAUCAGAAGAAUUCAUGCAUUGGGUCAAAGGGAGCCGCUGGCAGCUUCGAUGUUACGGCGAGGCCGGCACAGGCAAGACCAACUUCUGUGCUAUGGUGAUCCACCGCCUUCAAAAGACUUUUGGCUUAAAAAGACCUGUCAUCUACCUAUAUCUAAGUGAUGAUGAACAUAAACGGGUCAAACAAACACUAGAUAACCUUCUGGGUAGCAUGCUAAAGCAGCUAAUCUCGUGCGGUCCCAACGUUGAUAUACCACAGAAGCUCAUAGACGCAUACGAGGGCCUUGGCAACGGAGCAUAUUCAACUAGAGAAAUUAUGAAGCAAGCGUUUCAGGACUUAGUAGCCAAACAGGAACGCGUAUAUCUUAUCGUUGACGGUUUGAACCAAUGCUUCCCCGAGGUUUCAGAGCUUAUCAAGGAAUAUGCCUUGGGCCUUGUUCAGGAUGGCCUUCCCUUGAGCCUUCUCACUACCUCCCUGGGGUACCGAGAAGUUAAAAAAAUAGUUUUCUGCAAUCACUGCAGAAAACAAAACAUUGGGAUGUAUGUUCAUUGUGAUUGCGAUGAUGGGCAAUUUGACUUGUGUCUGGACUGCAAAAAACAAGGAAUCAUCUGUCCCAAGAACCACGAUGGUGAGGAGCCAUAUGACACCGUUCGAAUUGAGGUGCGCGCACGAAAUGACGAGCUCGAGGAAUAUUGUCGCGAGAUGAUUAGUCGGGCAUUGAAAACAGGUCGCGAUCGACGGGAUGAGCGCGUGCAUCCGUCGCCGAAAUAUAAUCCCCGGCCUAUUGCGCGAUAUCUACGCGAUAAGCCCGGCCUAGUCAAUCGCAUUUCUCGACAGAUUGCAGGAAAAGCACAAUGCAGCUUGAUCAUUGCGCAGCUUUGGCUACAAAAUCUGUUCGAAAGCAAGGAGCCAGAGAAUGACAAAGGGGUGCUUCGCUUUCUGGACAAAAUACCAGAGAAGCGUUUGACCGCGUACGUUGAUGAACGGAUUGCGAAGCUCAAGAGGUACAGGAAAGAGAAUGAGCUGCAUAUAGCAUUCACAACACUUGCCUUGAUAAUGUCGGCUUGUCGGUAUCUAACCAUAUUGCAAUUACAGCAUGCGUUGGCCCUCCAUUCAGAUCAGGUCAUAGAGUCAACCCUAAACGAUAGGACGUUCAUUCUGUGGUCAGCAAACGGGCUGAUCACCAUUGACAAGGCCGAGGAGUCGUGCUCUUUUGUACGAUUUUUCCACGGUACCCUGCCAGCCGUGCUCGCCAAGAGUGACCAUCAUCCAUUCCUAAAGCGCGCAGAGUACGAGAUGGCGAAAACUUGCCUAAAGUAUCUACAGGACGAGCAGUCUUUGAGCCAUUAUGAGAAUCCCACGGCGUAUCCCUUUCUGCCCUACGCUCUACGAUUUUAA
Messenger RNA from Aspergillus oryzae RIB40, 2562 nucleotides. RefSeq lists its product as uncharacterized. Gene Ontology annotation, molecular function: catalytic activity. The record is from RefSeq and is a predicted model, not a curated record. The transcript has 4 exons. Bases 1 to 2562 code for a protein of 853 amino acids. NCBI's taxonomy places the organism in Eukaryota, Fungi, Ascomycota, Eurotiomycetes, Eurotiales, Aspergillaceae. Gene Ontology annotation, biological process: nucleoside metabolic process.